Molecule: messenger RNA, 2106 nt
Organism: Lizanozyma spartinae
Lineage: Eukaryota; Fungi; Ascomycota; Pichiomycetes; Serinales; Debaryomycetaceae
Gene: TRP5
Product: tryptophan synthase
Exons: 1
Coding region: 1-2106 (701 amino acids)
Biological process (GO): L-tryptophan biosynthetic process
Cellular component (GO): cytoplasm
Molecular function (GO): tryptophan synthase activity
Source: RefSeq, a predicted model, not a curated record
AUGGCUAGUUUGUUGAAAGAAACAUUUGCCAAGUGCAAAAAGGAAGGCCGUAGUGCCUUGGUGAACUUUAUCACUGCUGGUUACCCCACAAUUGAAGACACAGUUCCAAUUCUUAAGGGAAUGCAAGAUGCUGGUACUGAUGUCAUUGAAUUGGGUGUUCCCUUCAGUGACCCUAUUGCUGAUGGACCUACUAUCCAGGUUGCCAACAAUGUUGCUCUUGAAAAUGGUGUUACCGUUCCCAAGUGUCUUGGAUUGGUUAAACAAGCGCGUGAUGCUGGUGUCACGGUUCCAAUCAUCUUGAUGGGUUACUAUAACCCUAUUUUGAAAUAUGGUGAACAGAAAUUAAUUGAAGACUCAGCUAAAGCAGGUGCUAAUGGGUUCAUUGUCGUUGAUCUCCCUCCAGAAGAGGCUGUGAAAUUUAGAUCUGUUUGCGCCCAAUCGGGUUUAUCUUACGUCCCAUUGGUUGCUCCUGCUACUACUGAUGCCAGAUUGGAGAUCUUGGGUGAAAUUGCUGAUUCUUUUAUUUAUGUGGUAUCUAAAAUGGGUACCACCGGUGCUUCUUCUCAAGUAUCUCAAGGGAUUGCUGAAUUAUGUGCUAGAGUCCGUAAGUUUGCUGGUGACAUCCCAUUGGCUGUAGGGUUCGGUGUUUCUAAUAGAGAUCAUUUCUUAACUGUUGGUGAAGCUGCAGAUGGUGUUGUUAUUGGUUCUAAGAUUGUAACUGUUAUUGGUGAAUCUGAAGUUGGUAAACGUGGUGAAACUGCUUCCUCGUUUGUUAAAUCCAUUUUAGGUGAAGAUUUUAAGGUUGACCCUCCAAAGGAAUUUAUUCCCUCUUCAAGUAGUUCUUCUCAAGUGAAACAAGUUUAUGAAGAGGAUCACAAAUAUAACCCAAGAUUUGGUGAUUUCGGUGGUCAAUUUGUUCCUGAAGCUUUACAUACUUGUCUUUCCGAAUUAGAAAAGGCAUUUGAAGAUGCUGUUGCCGACCCAGAAUUCUGGAAAGAAUUUAAAGGUUUAUACAGCUAUAUUGGAAGACCUUCAUCUUUACAUAAAGCUGAAAGAUUAUCUGAAUUUGCUGGUGGAGCUCAAAUUUGGUUGAAAAGAGAAGAUUUGAAUCAUACUGGAUCUCAUAAAAUCAAUAAUGCUUUGGCACAAGUAUUAAUUGCUAAAAGAUUGGGUAAAAAGAAGAUUAUUGCUGAAACUGGUGCAGGUCAACAUGGUGUGGCUACUGCUACAGCAUGUGCCAAAUUUGGAUUGGAAUGUACUGUUUUCAUGGGUGCUGAAGACGUUAGAAGACAAGCAUUGAAUGUAUUCAGAAUGAGAAUCUUGGGUGCUAACGUUAUUGCUGUUACUAAUGGUACUCAAACUUUAAGAGAUGCCACAUCUGAAGCCUUUAGAUUCUGGGUAUCAAAUUUACAAUCCACUCAUUAUGUUGUUGGAUCAGCCAUUGGACCUCAUCCAUAUCCAACAUUGGUUAGAACAUUCCAAUGCGUGAUUGGGAAUGAAACUAAGGAACAAUUUAAGGAAUUAAAUGGUGGUAAAUUACCCAAUGCAGUUGUUGCAUGUGUUGGAGGUGGAUCCAAUUCCACUGGUAUGUUUUCACCAUUUGAAAACGAUUUGGAAGUUAAGAUGUUAGGAGUUGAAGCUGGUGGAGAUGGGUUGGAUACUGAACGUCACUCUGCUACUUUAACUGCUGGUAUUCCUGGAGUUUUCCAUGGAGUCAGAACUUAUGUUUUACAAGAUGAUGAUGGACAAGUUCAUGAUACUCAUUCUGUUUCUGCUGGGUUGGAUUAUCCUGGAGUUGGUCCUGAAUUGGCUUAUUGGAAGAGUACUGGUAGAGCAGAUUUUGUUGCUGCUACCGAUGCGGAAGCCUUAUUAGGAUUCAAAUGGUUAUCACAAUAUGAAGGAAUCAUCCCAGCUUUGGAAUCUUCUCAUGCCAUCUUUGGUGGUGUUCAAUUGGCUAAAACCAUGUCUAAAGAUCAACACAUUGUCAUUAAUGUUUCUGGUAGAGGUGAUAAGGAUGUACAAAGUGUUGCAGAGGUUUUACCUGUUUUAGGUGAUAAGAUUGGCUGGGGGUUACGGUUUGAAGCUGAUCCCACAAAGGGUGCGUAA